AUGGAAUUAUUUUCAAUGGCAGUCAUAUGUGAAGGGCGACGUAAUAGGUCACAAGAGUUACCUAAAUUACCGCACAUACAAGCAUCGCCCUGUUUUGACAACAAAGAUAUUCAACGAGUGUUGGAAAAGAUUUCUUGUUUUCAUUUUUUCUUGCUGAUGGCAAAACUUUAUGCUUAUGUGUGUAUAUAUGCAAAAAGGCAUGAAACGCAACAAAGAGAAGAAAAAAAGCAGCAACACUUCAAUGAGUGGAAUAAAAAUUGA
Clunio marinus is the source of this 261-nucleotide messenger RNA. The record is from the annotation of a GenBank genome assembly. Lineage: Eukaryota; Metazoa; Arthropoda; Insecta; Diptera; Chironomidae.